Molecule: messenger RNA, 3642 nt
Organism: Nycticebus coucang (slow loris)
Lineage: Eukaryota; Metazoa; Chordata; Mammalia; Primates; Lorisidae
Product: FHF complex subunit HOOK interacting protein 2B-like
Source: RefSeq, a predicted model, not a curated record
CCGCCGCAGCCACCCGGGAGCCGGGCCGGGCGGCGAUCAUGCUGAGCCGGCUCGGGGCGCUGCUGCAGGAGGCCGUGGGGGCGCGGGAGCCCAGCAUUGACCUGUUGCAGGCCUUCGUGGAGCACUGGAAAGGCAUCACACAUUACUACCUCGAAAGCACAGAUGAGAACACCCCAGCCAAGAAAACGGACAUUCCCUGGCGGUUGAAGCAGAUGCUGGACAUCCUGGUGUAUGAGGAGCAGCAGCAGGCGGCCGCAGGCGAGGCAGGGCCCUGUCUGGAGUACCUGCUGCAGCACAGGAUCCUGGAGACACUGUGCACUCUGGGCAAGGCCGAGUACCCACCCGGCAUGCGGCAGCAGGUGUUCCAGUUCUUCAGCAAAGUGCUGGCCCAGGUGCAGCACCCCCUGCUGCACUACCUCAGCGUCCACAGGCCUGUACAGAAACUUCUCCGACUUGGCGGGACAGUUCCCGGGUCCCUGACAGAAAAGGAGGAGGUGCAGUUCACCACUGUCCUCUGCUCCAAGAUCCAGCUGGACCCAGCCUUGCUCACCUACAUCCUGGAAGGUAAAAAGACUGUAGAUAGGAAGAAGGCAUCUGAAGAUUUCCCUUCCCUGCCGAGGAGGGACACAGCCAGCCACAGGGACAAGGACCAUUCCCACAGCAGUGCUUCUGCCAAGGGUCCCCAGCUGGAUGGGAAACCCUGCGGGGCCCAGGUCUCAGAUAGCCACCUGCCUGCUGAGACUGAGGAGCCAGAUGGUGGGAUAGGAGAGAGCAACCUGGUCACCUCCCUGCUUGGGCUGUGCAAGAGCAAGAAGAGCCGACUGGCACUGAAGGCCCAGGAGAACCUGCUGCUCCUGGUGAAUGUGGCUUCCCCGGCAGCUACCGCCUACCUGGUGCAGAGCAGCUCUUGCUGUCCUGCCGUCACCGAGCACCUGUGCCAGCUGUACCAGUCCCUGCCUGCCUUCCUGGACCCUGCAGACAUUGCUGCCUUGGAGGGUAUCAGCUGGAGGUUGCCCAGUGCCCCAUCUGAUGAAGCUUCCUUCCCUGGCAAGGAUGCCUUGGCUGCCUUCCUGGGCUGGUUUGAUUACUGUGACCACCUUAUUUCAGAGGCACACUCGGUGGUUGCAGAUGCCUUGGCAAAGGCUGUGGCUGAGAAGCUGUUUGUGGAGACUUUACAACCCCAGCUCCUGCACGUGUCUGAGCGGAACAUCCUAAUCUCCACCGCCCUCUUCACGGACAUGCUGCGCCAGCUUCGCUCCCCUGCUCUGCUGAGAGAGGCUGUGGCUUUCCUCCUGGGCACAGACCAGCAGCCUGAAGGCCCUGAGGACAGCCCCCGCACCCUGUGUGCCCACCUCAUUGGGCACUGUGACCACCUCUCUGAUGAGAUCAGCAUCGCCACACUGAGGCUGUUCGAGGAGCUGCUCCAGAAGCCCCAUGAGUGGAUCAUCCGCAGCCUGAUCCUGUGCCACCUUGAGGGCUGCCCCUAUGUGGCCCGGGGCUCACCCGAGCCUGAGAGCUAUGAGGAUACCCUAGACCUGGAAGAAGACCCCUACUUCACAGACGGCUUCCCCAGCUCCGGCUUUCAGCCCUCCACAAAGCCUCGCCCAGCUCCUGCCACCAAUGCAGAUGGGAAAACAGCAGUGACCGAGAUCGUCAACAGCUUCCUCUGCCUGGUCCCUGAGGAAGCCAGAACCUCUGCUCUCCUGGAGGACACAGCCUAUGACACAUACGUCCACGAUGCCUAUGGCCUGUUCCAAGAGUGCAGUUCCCGCGUUGCCCUCUGGGGCUGGCCUCCUGGUCCCACACCCUUGGAUCCCCAUGAGCCUGAAAGGCCUUUCUGAGGCCACUUCCUUCGUAUGCUGUUUGAUCACAUGUCCCGGAUUUUGGAUCAGCCAUACAGCCUGAACCUGCAGGUGACCUCAGUCCUGUCUCGGCUCGCCCUCUUCCCCCACCCCCACAUCCACGAGUACCUCCUGGAUCCCUACAUCAGCCUGGCUCCCGGCUGCAGGAGCCUGUUCUCUGUGCUUGUCAGGGUGAUCGGGGACUUGAUGCAGAGAAUUCAGAGGGUCCCCCAGUUCCCCGGCAAACUGUUUCUGGUGCGCAAGCAGCUGAUGGGCCAGGUCCCUGGGGAGCAGCUGGACCACCAGACUCUCCUCCAGGGCGUGGUAGUACUUGAGGAAUUCUGCAAGGAGCUCGCCGCCAUUGCUUUCGUCAAGUUUCCCCCACGAGGUCCCCACCUGAACCUCUCCCCACCCCCAGAAGGGCAAGUCUGAGCCAGGAGCAGGACAGUGGGAGACUCCUGUCCACACCUCUGCCCUAGAGCUGCCUCCUGCCUGGCACUGCUGCCACACCCUCCUCCCUGGUGGGGGCUUGCACUCUUAGGCUCAGUCAAGGAGACCAUGAAUUGUCGACCACACUGAACUGGGUUUCAGGGAGGGGGCCUCCAAGUUCCCAGGUGCCCAGGAGCCAAAGAGAUGGCUCCCCAGGCAGCAUGGUAUCCCUGAGGACUUCUCGGAGGAGCUGGGUGGCGGCCAGGGCAAGACGGGGAGUGAGCUGUUGACUCCAAGGUAGACCAGGACCCAGGCCAGAGAGAUGGGGCCGGGAGCCCUGUCACAUUAGGAACCAUGAAAACAGCUCAGUGAGACUUCACAUUUUUUCUCUGCCUUCUUGACUUAACCUAUGAAGAAGGGACAGUGAAGGGGAUACUCAGACCCCUCUGCCUGUUCUGCCUGCUGGAGAUUGUUACAAAAUUCCCAACACCUCAUGGCAAGUGCCCCAAAGUUGUUCCGCGCCCAGGCGGGGGCAGCUGUUAAUAAGAACCUUGCUGCAGCUGCGGCCAGGGCGGGAGUGGGCCAGGGAGCUGGGUGCCAGGCUACGGCUCCAGCCGGUUUCUCUCUGGCGCCUUCUGAACCCGUCUCUGCAGGUCCACAACACCUGGGCAGAGAGGUCAGAGACCCGGGAGGCCAGGCUUUGCCCUCUACAUUCUGCCCAGCAGCCUGUGUUCUCGGUGGCAUGCCCUUCAAGGGGAACAAGGGAGCUUGGGGUCCUUAUAAGGACAAGCUGCCCCUGACUCCAAGCCCUAAGGCCUGGUGAGGAGGAGCCAAGGCUCAGACAGCCAGUUCUGGUGUUGUUCUCCCUGCAUGCCCUCCGUGGCAGGGGCUGCUACCCCACCCGGCCCAAAUCUGUCUCGACCUGCAGGAAUAUACCGGCAGCGCCAGGCAUUACCUCACAGCGCGACUGCCGUUGCUGGCUUCGCUCCUGGGCAAGGAGGAGCAGGCCAGAGCCCCUUUCGCUUCCUUUUCCUGCCCAUGCGGCUUCUAGAAGCCGGGCACAGUUUGCCAAGAGGUGACAUGAAAGAGGAGGAAACUCCAUGACCUCUGCCUCUCCCGCAUUCCUCCCAGCAGGGGAGGACUCAGCUGCUGUUCUGAAGAACACCGUGUGUGCACGCACAUGGGUGUUGGUCUGGACAGGGAGCAGAUCUCAGUGGGUGAAUUGAGUCUGGACUCUUAGAUUCUGACAAUGUUCGAGGGUCUACAAGUGACAGACCUUCCCCUCUCCUCAGUGCACUUUGGUGUUUGCACGGCAUCUUCCCCGGACAGCACAGCAAUAAAUGGUGUGAUUGUGUGGAAAAAAAAAAAAAAA